Messenger RNA from Aphanomyces astaci, 249 nucleotides. RefSeq lists its product as hypothetical. The record is from RefSeq and is a predicted model, not a curated record. Bases 1 to 249 code for a protein of 82 amino acids. The transcript has a single exon. NCBI's taxonomy places the organism in Eukaryota, Oomycota, Saprolegniomycetes, Saprolegniales, Verrucalvaceae.
AUGCAGCGCCAGCGCCAAAUGCGCAAGAAGCAGAAUCCAGACCUUGCGGCGGGGCUCAAUAACCUCGGAGAAGCACUGGCGAGUGGACUCAUUGAGGCAGCCAAGGUGAAGAACUCCCGCAGCUCUGGCGUGGAUAUGUCAGAACAAAUGACAAAGCUAUUGGAUCUUAUGGAGGAAACGAAAUCCAGCAUCGAUAAAACCAAUGACGUCAACGACAAAAUGCUCCAGUUUCUCCAGGGUAUAUUCUAA